This is a messenger RNA of Brassica rapa (field mustard), 618 nucleotides long. RefSeq names its product 30S ribosomal protein S17, chloroplastic. NCBI's taxonomy places the organism in Eukaryota, Viridiplantae, Streptophyta, Magnoliopsida, Brassicales, Brassicaceae. Gene Ontology annotation, cellular component: ribosome. The record is from RefSeq and is a predicted model, not a curated record. Gene Ontology annotation, molecular function: structural constituent of ribosome. Gene Ontology annotation, biological process: translation.
UCUUCAUCGUCCACCCCCAAAUCAAUGGCGUCGUUAGCCUCAUCUCUGCAGUCUCUGAAGAUCUCCUCCUCCCCAUUCACCCAUGGCUCCACUCCACUCUCUUCUCUCUCCAAACCCAUUUCCUUUCCGAACACUAGGAAGCCUGGUCUAGUCCCGGGGAUAAGAGCCAUGAAGACGAUGCAAGGACGCGUCGUGUGCGCAACGAACGACAAGACGGUGGCGGUGGAAGUGACGAGGCUGGCUCCACACCCGAAGUACAAGAGGCGAGUGAGGAUGAAGAAGAAGUAUCAGGCGCAUGACCCUGAUAACGUGUUCAAGGUGGGUGACGUUGUGAGGCUUGAAAAGAGCAGACCCAUCAGUAAGACUAAGUCUUUCGUCGCACUUCCUGUUCUCAAGAGGAAUGAUCUUGGGAUUCCGAUGGAGUCUCAGCAGCCGUCGCCGCCGCCAGGGGAAGAGUAGAGAUUGGUUGUUUAUUUGUCUUUGUCCAAACUUGAGUUGUAAUUCAGUUGAACUGUUGUUGUUCUUGGAAUGUGUAUUUCUUUUUCAGUUGAACUACUUGUUGUGUGAAGACUCUUUUUUUACCUACCUCCAGAUCUUCGUGUCCUUAUGUUUCCUGAA